Adineta ricciae is the source of this 2676-nucleotide messenger RNA. Lineage: Eukaryota; Metazoa; Rotifera; Eurotatoria; Adinetida; Adinetidae. The record is from the annotation of a GenBank genome assembly.
AUGAGUGAGUCAGACAGCGGUGGUGGAAUGGAAAUUGAUUCAGCAUUUGCUACAAUACCCAAAAACAAAUCUUGCCUAUGUGUCUGGCGUGUCGAGAAUUUCAAACUAGUCGCUGUUCCACGUGAAUCUCAUGGAAUAUUUUUCAAAGGUGAUGCCUAUGUUAUCUAUCAUGCUGAAGAAAUCAAAAAAUCGACGAGUGCAUCAUCGACAACACCAGCGAAUUUGAUUCAGCAUAUUCAUUUCUGGAUUGGUUCAGAAGCCACACAAGAUGAAGCCGGUGUUGCUGCAUAUAAAACUGUUGAACUAGACGAUCAAGGAAAAGUUGCACAUGGAAUUGGAUUUCUUGCGUUUUUUCUUCUUCUUCAAGAAUAUCAAUUUGAGGACAAUGUUAUUCUUUUCAAAAGAAACGACUAUUUAUCAGGCAAUGCUGUUCAACAUCGUGAAGUACAAGGAAACGAAAGUGAACGUUUUCUAUCCUAUUUCAAAUCUCGUGGUGGUGUUACCUAUCGACAAGGUGGCAUCGCAUCGGGUUUUCACCGACAUCAAUCCAACAAUGAACCACGUCUAUUUCGCUUGAAAGGUCGUCAUACUGUGCGACUUUAUGAAAUGCCUACUAUUGACUGGUCGCAUAUGUCUCGUGGUGAUGUAUAUUUAUUAGAUUUAAAUGAAGUGAUCUUUCUAUGGAACGGAGCGAAAUCAAAUAAAUACGAACGUAUACAAGCGAUGCAACGUGCUAAGCAAUUGCGAGAUGAACGUGGAAGAACGAAUAUUGUUAUUAUCGAAGAUGGAGAAGAAACGAAGAUGAGUAAAGAUGAAUUAAAAUUAUUCGAAACGAGAUUGUUAUUGAAAGAUAAAAAUACCAAAUUAAGUACAAAUGAUAUCAGCGAUGAUAACGAUGACGACAAGCGAUUGGAUGGUACACAUAUAAAAUUGUAUAAAUGUUCCGAUGAAAGUGGAACUUUGAAAGUGACGGAGAAAAAAGCGGGACCAUUACUGAAAACUGAUCUUGACAGUGAAGAUGCAUAUAUUAUUGAUAAUGGUAUCUAUGGUGUUUGGGUGUGGGUUGGCCGACGAUCUAAUGUGAAGGAACGACGAGAAGCAAUGAGAAAUGCUCUUGGUUUUCUGCAAAAGAAAGGCUAUCCAAAAACGACGAAAGUCUGUCGAGUUAUCGACGGCGCUGAACCGAUGGAGUUCAUUGCUCUCUUUAAAAUCUGGACGGAUGUUAACGCUCAAAAAGGUCUUGGCAAAACUUAUACCAAAGGACAUAUCGCCAAAAUGGCGUCGUCACAAUUCGAUGCAGUGACAAUGCAUUCUCAGCCACAAUUAGCAGCUGCAACACAAAUGCCCGAUGACGGUUCUGGAAAGAAGGAAAUUUUUCGCAUCGAGCAGUUCAAAAUGGUUCCAUAUCCUGAAUCGAUGCAUGGAAUCUUCUUUUCAGGCGAUUCAUUCGUCAUUCAAUACACGUAUCAUGAUCAACAGCGUUCGUACACCUUGAUCUAUUUCUGGUUAGGACAUCAUUCCAGUCAAGAUGAACAGGGUGCUGCAGCGAUGGGUGCUGUUGAACUCGAUAAGAAGAUCCAUGGUACAGGAACUAUUAUACGUGUUGUUCAAGAUAAAGAACCACUUCAUUUUAUGGCGAUGUUUCAUGGACGGAUGAUUAUUUUUAAACACGGCAAACGCAGUGGCUUUAGAAAUUUACAAUACCAUGAUGAAAAUACCAGUGAAAACGAUGAUACUUAUUUGUUGCAAGUCCGAGGCCUGUCAAAAUUCGAUACUAAAGCUGUUCAAGUGGAUUUACGCGCCUCAGCUUUGAAUUCAAAUGAUUGUUUUGUCCUAUUCACUCCGCAAUCUGUUUAUAUUUGGUGUGGCAAAGGAUCAACAGGUGACGAACGGGAAAUGUCUAAAAUUGUCGCAACUUCAAAAUCGAAAGAUCCGAUUAUGGUAUUCGAAGGGCAGGAAAAAGAAGAAUUUUGGGAUCAUUUUCCAAAUGGUAAAGAACCGUAUGCAUCGGAAAAACGUCUAGCUGAUCAUCAAUCCUUGCUCAUGAACGCGACCGAUCAUCCUGUAAGAUUAUUUGAAAUAUCCAACGCUAGUGGACAUACAACUGCUGUCGAGAUACUUCAAUUUACACAGGCUGAUCUUGAUGAAGACGAUGUGAUGUUGCUCGAUGCAUGGUCAAGUAUAUUCUUGUGGAUUGGGAAGAAUUCGAAUAAAACCGAAAUGAAAGAUGCAGAACGUAUCGCGUACGAUUAUUUGCGCACUGAUCCAAGUCAUCGUGAUCCUGAUACACCAAUAAUAAAAACAAAGCAAAUGCAUGAGCCUAUACAUUUCAUUGGUUUCUUCGGUCCUUGGGACAGAAAUUAUUGGACGAAUAAAUCAUCGUAUGAAGCAACAAAGUCUAUGUUACACGCUGACAACCGGUCGGAGAUAUAUGCAGAAUUAGUUCGAGAGAAACCGAAACAAAACAUACUAAAUCGUUCAACAGUGACAAAAUAUCCAUAUGAAUUAUUAUUGAAGCCAGCGGAUGAAUUACCUGAAGAUGUCAAUCCUGAACUGCGCGAAAUUCAUUUAAACGACGACGAAUUUAAUCAACGCUUCAAAAUGACUUACACAGAUUACGCUUCGAAACCUGCUUGGCGACAAAAGGAAUUGAAAAAACUUGCCAAACUAUUUUAA